UAAAGCAGCGUUGAGAGGCGCAGCCCAGCUUUCACAGGCAGCUAGCCUCCCGAGGUAGUACAGACUGACACACACAGAGAAAUAGAAUAUAUUUAUUUUGAAAAAAGAACAAGAACAAGAACAAGAACAAAACCCUGCACUGAUUCUACUAAAUACACCUCCAAAACAAAAGAAAGCGAGACUUGAGAAAAAUCUCCUGGAAUUUGAAAGACAGCCUAUGAGUGGAGCCAGAAUGGAAGAUAUUGUGGUAGCAGGAAUUGCAGGAAGACUGCCAGAGUCGGACAACCUGCAGGAAUUUUGGGAUAAUCUCGUCAAUGGCAUUGACAUGGUAACAGAUGAUGACAGACGAUGGAAGCCAGGACUAUAUGGGCUCCCUCACAGAAGUGGGAAACUGAAGGACAUCAGCAAAUUUGAUGCCUCCUUUUUUGGUGUCCACCCCAAGCAAGCGCACACAAUGGACCCACAGCUCAGGAUCAUAUUGGAGACUGCAUAUGAAGCUAUUGUCGAUGGAGGUAUAAAUCCUACUGCAAUACGAGGUACUAACACUGGAGUUUGGGUCGGUGUCAGUGGAUCUGAGGCAGCUGAAGCUUUCAGUAGAGACCCAGAGGAGUUGCUAGGAUACAGCAUGACUGGCUGUCAACAUGCCAUGUUUGCAAAUAGGCUGUCAUACUUUUUCGACUUGAAAGGUCCUAGUAGUUCCAUUGAUACUGCUUGCUCAUCCAGUCUGCUGGCGCUGGAAAAUGCCUUCCAGGCAAUUCGUCAUGGCCAGUGUGAUUCAGCCCUUGUAGGAGGGGUCAAUCUCCUGCUGAAACCCAAUACAUCAGUACAGUUCAUGAAACUGGGCAUGCUCAGUCCUGAUGGUUCAUGCAAGUCCUUCGAUGCUUCAGGUGAUGGGUAUUGUCGAUCUGAAGCAGCUGUGGUUGUCCUUUUGACCAAAAGAUCAGCAGCCAAACGAGUCUAUGCUACAAUUGUUAAUGCAGGAAGCAACACUGAUGGUUAUAAAGAACAGGGUGUAACAUACCCCUCCGGAGAAAUGCAGCAGAGAUUAAUGAAAGCGGUUUAUGAGGAAGCAGGUAUCUCACCUGCUGAUGUGGAAUAUGUUGAAGCACAUGGUACAGGAACCAAGGUUGGUGACCCACAGGAGUUGAAUGGAAUAGUGAAUGUUUUUUGCCAAUUUGAUCGCAGGCCCUUAUUGCUGGGAUCGACAAAAUCAAACAUGGGCCACCCAGAGCCUGCAUCGGGAUUGGCUGCUUUAGCAAAGGUUGUACUCUCUUUGGAACAUGGUCUGUGGGCUCCCAAUAUUCACUACAAAACUCCCAAUCCUGAUGUCCCAGCCCUGCAGAAUGGAUGUAUCCAAGUAGUGACUGAACCUAUCCCUGUGAAAGGUGGAAUUGUGGGUGUUAAUUCCUUUGGAUUUGGAGGUUCCAAUGUUCAUGUCAUUCUGCGUCCUAAUGUAAAGAGAGUUUCUCCUUCGAAGCCCCUGGCACUUCCACGUCUGGUCCAAGUAUGUGGCCGUACCCCUGAAGCUGUUGAAAUACUGAUUGAGCAAAGCAGACAACGCAGCAACGAUGUGAAUUUUUUGAGCCUGCUGAAUGAUAUUUCUACAAUGCCUGUCUCUGCAAUGCCCUAUCGAGGUUACACACUGAUCGGAAGUGAAAUGGAUGCUAAAGAAGUCCAGCAAGUGCAGUCUUCUGGAAGAUCACUUUGGUAUAUCUGUUCAGGCAUGGGAGCGCAGUGGAUUGGAAUGGGUCGCACUCUGAUGAAAUUGGACAUAUUCCGUGAAUCCAUUCUGCGCUCUGACAAAGCACUAGAAACGACUGGUUUGAAAAUAUCUGAACUCCUUGUGAGUGCUGAAGAUACAACAUUUGAUGAUACUGUGCAUGCCUUUGUAGCUCUCGCUGCCAUUCAGAUUGCUCAAAUAGACAUGUUGAAGGCUCUAGGUCUGCAACCAGAUGGCAUUGUUGGGCACUCAGUGGGGGAGCUGGCCUGUGGCUAUGCUGAUGAUUCACUAACUCAUGAGGAAGUUAUACUAGCUGCCUACUGGAGGGGGCGCUGCAUCAAGGAGGCCAAAUUGCCAGCGGGAGCAAUGGCUGCUGUUGGGCUGACCUGGAAUGAAUGUAAGAUACAAUGUCCAGAGGGAGUUGUCCCAGCCUGCCACAAUGCAGAGGAUACUGUCACCAUCUCUGGACCACAGGAAGCUGUGAGUAAGUUUGUGGCCAAGCUGAAGGAGGAUGGGGUCUUUGCAAAAGAAGUUCGCAGUGCAGGAGUUGCAUUCCAUUCCUACUACAUGGCUUCCAUCGCCCCGACACUUCUAAAUGCACUGCAGAAGGUUAUAACUGUCCCCAAACUCCGUUCUGCUCGCUGGAUCAGUACUUCAAUCCCAGAGUCCAAAUGGGGCAGUGAUCUGGCCAGGUUCUCCUCUGCUGAGUAUCACGUAAACAAUCUGGUGAGCCCUGUCCUAUUCCAGGAAGGACUGCAGCAUAUUCCGGAUAAUGCUGUUGUGGUUGAGAUUUCUGCUCAUGCCCUGCUUCAGGCCAUUCUGAAACGAAGUUUGAAGCCAACUUGUCUUAUGAUCCCUUUGAUGAAGCGAGGGCACAGCAAUAACCUGGAGUAUUUCUUAUCUCACAUCGGCAAAAUCUAUGCAAGUGGGGCAAACCUGGAUUCCAACAAGCUAUUCCCACCUGUGGAGUAUCCAAUCCCUGCUGGAACCUCCUUAAUAUCCCCUCACAUCACAUGGGACCACAGCCAAACCUGGGAUGUACCCAAGACUGAAGAUUUCUCCUCUGGUUCUGGAGGGUUAGCAGCGGCUACGGUAUUUAACAUUGAUGUGAGCCCCGAAUCUCCAGAUAGUUAUAUAGUUGACCAUUGCAUCGAUGGGAGAGUACUUUAUCCAGCCACUGGAUAUCUAGUUCUGGCCUGGCGAGCACUGUUACGACUGACUGGAGCUGUUAUGGAACAGACACCUGUAAUAUUUGAAGAUGUAGUUAUACACCGGGCAACCAUCCUUCCAAAAACAGGCUCCAUACAGCUUGAAGUGCGGCUUAUGCCAGCAUCAAAUAGAUUCGAGGUCUCGGAGAACAACAGCCUGGCUGUUAGUGGGAAAAUAUCUGUUUUGGAAGAAACAGCCCUAAAUGACUUUAGAAAUCAGCUAAAUGCAAGUGCAAAGUUUGAAGAUACAGACACGACUUUCCGCCUCUCUCCAAGAGAUGUUUAUAAAGAGCUGCGCCUACGAGGGUAUGAAUAUGGAAAAAAAUUUCAGGGAAUCUUAGAAACAAACAAUGCUGGAGAUAAAGGAAGGUUGCUGUGGUCUGGGAACUGGGUGACACUUUUGGAUACCAUGUUGCAGAUGAUUGUGGUCGGGCUAUCAGGCCGCAGCUUGAGAAUACCAACGCGGAUUCGCUCUGUGUGUAUCAAUCCACAACUUCAUGAAGAGAAAGUCCAAGAUUACCAGGAAAAUAGAAAAGCUGUGGCUGUCACUGUGAAUCGUUGCCUUGACAACAUUGUAGCAGGAGGUGUCCAGAUCAGUGGGUUGCACGCAACAGUAGCUCCACGACGCCAGCAGCAACAGACGCAACCCAUUCUGCAGGAGUUCCACUUCACCCCAUAUUUUGAGAAUGACUACCUGAUUAGUAAUGAGAAACUUCGCUCCUGCCUAGCACAGUGCAAAGGUUUUAUGCAGAAGCUACAGGACAAAUUGUCCAAUCAUGGACUGAAGCUUUCUUUCUCUGGUCUACCAACUGGUGGAACCACUGCUGCUAGCAACACUGGAUCAGAGAAAGGACUCCUGCACAUGCUUGAUGUACUGUGUGCUCUAGACCUGAAUGGGAAUCUUUGGUCAGAACUGCAGCAAACAGUGGAGACUGAGAAAGAUUGUCUACGUGAGGAUGAGUUACUGAAUGGACUACUGGAUAGCCCGGCACUGAAAAUCUGCCUUGAUAUCUCCUUGGAAAACAUAGUGAACAAAAAGAUGAAGAUCAUAGAGGUUUCAGCUGCCAGUGGAAACUUGUUCUCUCGCAUUGUUCCUUUACUGAACAACCAGCCAGUCAUCCAUCUUGAUUAUAUUGCCACUGAUCUGAACCCUGAUUCUUUGUCAGCCAAUCAGAAUCAGCUCCAGGAGCUGGGUGUUUCCAUCGAUCAGUGGAAUCCCCUGAAUCUUCCCUCCUCCAAUCUGGCCAAUGCUCAGCUAGUUACCUGUAACAGUUCAGCGUUUCUUUUUGAGGACCCUCAGACUGUUGUCACCAAUAUGGCUGCUGCCUUGAAAGAUGGUGGAUUUUUGUUGCUGCACACCCUUCUGAAAGGUGAAAUCCUGGGCGAGACGAUUGCCUUCCUUACAGGAAAAGACCCUAAGCAAUCUCAGGGGCUUCUAACACAGAGCGAGUGGGCAGAGGUAUUUGAUCAGGCCUCGCUUGACGUGAUUAGCAUGAAGAAAUCGUUCUACGGUUCUGUCAUGCUCUUGGGACGCAAGAAGACUGAACCCAAGAACCCAGUGUUCCUGGCAGCCGACCCAACGGAUUUCAGCUGGAUUGAGCCUUUGAAAAAGAUCUUAGAAGACCCUUCAGAGGAUCCAGUCUGGCUUACGGUCAAUAAUUGUGGCAAUUCAGGAAUCGUUGGAAUGGUGAAUUGCCUUCGCCAGGAACCAUAUGGGCAUAGAAUACGGUGUAUAUUUGUAACAAAUUUAAUCUCUUCCUCGUCUGUUCCAUCCUUGGAUGCUUGUGGAAAGGACAUGAAAGCCAUUCUCCAAAAUGACUUGGUGAUGAAUGUCUACCGCGAUGGACGUUGGGGGAGUUUCCGACACAUUUUCACACAAGAUCAAAAUAAAGAACAGACGGAGUUUGCCUAUGUAAAUGUGCUGACUCGUGGAGACUUGUCAUCCCUCUGUUGGAUUUUAUCACCACUGCAACACUUCACUUCCAAUGAUCCUAACAUUCAGUUGUGCAAGGUGUAUUUUGCUUCCCUCAAUUUCCGUGACAUCAUGCUGGCAACGGGCAAGCUGCCACCUGAUGCCAUCCCUGGUGAUGCAGCUUUGCAGCACUGCCUGUUAGGAAUGGAAUUUUCAGGUCGUGACCCCAGAGAGAGGAGAGUGAUGGGACUGCUCCCUGCCAAGGGAUUGGCAACAGUUGUUGAUUGUGACAUGCGAUUCCUGUGGGAUGUCCCAGAAAGUUGGACUUUGGAGGAGGCUGCUUCAGUGCCAGUUGUUUAUGCUACUGCAUAUUAUGCACUAGUGGUGAGAGGUCGCAUUAAGAAGGGUGAGAGUGUACUUAUCCAUUCGGGAUCAGGUGGAGUUGGACAGGCUGCCAUUUCUAUUGCCCUCAGUUUGGGUUGUCGUGUCUUUGCUACUGUUGGUUCAAUGGAAAAGCGUGUAUAUCUUCAGCAACGUUUCCCACAAUUGAAUGACGAAUCUUUUGCAAAUUCAAGAGACACUUCCUUUGAGCAGCAUCUGCUGCGCGCAACUGGUGGCAAAGGAGUGGACCUGGUACUGAAUUCACUAGCUGAAGAGAAACUGCAGGCCAGUCUCCGUUGCCUGGCUCGACAUGGACGUUUCCUUGAGAUCGGCAAAUAUGACCUUUCUAAUAACAAUCCACUUGGUAUGGCUGUCUUCCUGAAGAAUAUUGCAUUCCAUGGAAUUCUCCUGGAUGCACUGUUUGAAGAAGGAAACAAGGAAUGGGAAGAAGUAUCUGAGCUCCUGAAGGAUGGAAUACGCAGUGGAGUGGUCAAACCUUUGAAGACCACAGUGUUCGACCGAGAUGAUGUGGAGUCUGCUUUCCGUUUUAUGGCACAGGGCAAACAUAUUGGAAAAGUUGUGCUGAAGGUUCGAGAAGAAGAAGGUAGAUCCCCUUCUGCACAUUCAGAACAGCUCGCCAUUGCUGCUGUCCCCCGUACUGCCUGUCCUGCAUCAAAGUCAUACAUCAUCACAGGAGGUCUCGGAGGGUUUGGUUUGGAGCUGGCAAAUUGGCUGAUCGAGAGAGGUGCUCACAAACUUGUCCUGACGUCUCGCUCUGGAAUACGCAAUGGGUACCAGGCUAAGCGGGUUCGUGAAUGGAGGGAUAUAGGCAUUGAAGUCCUCAUUUCUACCAGUGAUGUCUGCUCUUUAGAGGGUACACAGCAUCUUAUUGCAGAAGCCUCUGGUCUUGGCCCUGUGGGUGGCAUUUUCCAUCUUGCCAUGGUCUUAAAAGAUGGCAUGUUGGAGAAUUUGACUCCUAACCUCUUCAAGGAUGUUAAUCAGCCCAAGUACAAUGGCACAAUUCACCUGGACAGGGUCAGUAGGGAGAAAUGCACGGCACUUGAUUAUUUUGUUGUCUUCUCUUCUGUGAGCUGUGGCUAUGGUGUUGCUGGGCAGACUAACUAUGGUUUUGCAAAUUCUGCCAUGGAACGUAUCUGUGAGCAGAGAUGCCGAGAUGGCCUGGCAGGCCUAGCCAUACAGUGGGGCGCCAUUGGCGAUGUGGGUGUCAUCUUGGAAACCAUGGGCGACAAUGACACUGUAAUUGGUGGAACUUUGCCUCAGAAGAUCAACUCCUGUUUAGAAGUUCUAGACCACUUCCUGAACCAGUCUCAUCCGGUCAUGUGCAGUUUUGUCCUUGCACAGAAAGCAGUAGUUGUAAAGGCUGAUGGCAGUGGUCAACGGGACCUUAUUGAGGCUGUGGCCCACAUACUUGGUGCACGGGACAUCAAUGGUUUAAACCCAGAUACAACACUUGCUGAUCUUGGUCUGGAUUCACUGAUGGCAGUGGAAGUACGACAAACACUUGAGAGGGAUUAUGAAAUCGUCAUGACGAUGAGAGAAAUUCGACAACUCACCAUUAAUAAAUUACGUGAACUGGUGAAUAAAUCUGGCAGUGCAGGAGAAUCAAAGCCCACACCUCUGUCACCGGUAGACUCGCAGUUGAAAGAUUUGGACCUUAAUGUGCUCCUUGUCAAUCCUGAAGGAUCUACCAUUGCCAAGCUAAAUAACGUAGAAAGCAAUGAACGACCUCUCUUCUUUGUGCACCCAAUUGAGGGGUCAGUUGAGGCGUUCAAAGCACUUGCAUCCAAAGUCAGCAUUCCCUGCUAUGGCCUACAGUGCACGCAAGCUGCACCACUGGAUAGCAUUCCGAACUUGGCUUCCUAUUAUCUUGGCUGUAUUAAACAAGUUCAGCCUGAGGGGCCCUACAGAAUUGCUGGUUACUCGUUUGGGGCUUGUGUGGCAUUUGAAAUUUGCACACAGCUGCAAGCACAAGCGAACAUGCCUCGUCCUGUUGACUGCCUGAUCUUACUUGACGGCUCCCACUCGUAUGUGGCUUCCUAUACCCAGAGUUACAAAGCAAAACUGACGACUGGAAAUGAUGCUGAAGCAGAAACCAAAGCAAUGUGUGCAUUUGUUGGACAGUUCACAAACACAGAACAUAACAAGCUCUUUGAGAAAUUGCUGCCACUGGAGAACUUGCAAGCAAGGGUCAAUGCAGUUGUUGAUAUGAUCACCACAAACCAUAAAAGCAUCAACCGUAACACGCUUAGUUUUGCUGCUACUGCUUUCUACUACAAGCUUAAAGCAGCAGACGAAUACAUACCAGCUUCUAAAUUUGGUGGAAACAUCACAUUAUUGCGAGCAAAGACCACUCAUGAACUUCAAGAGGGUAUGGGUGGAGACUACCAACUCUCUGAGGUUUGUGAUGGAAAGGUCUUAAUUCACGUAAUUGAAGGAGAUCAUUGGACAUUCUUAAAGGGAGCGUCAGUCGAUUCUGUCGUCAGCAUAAUUCACAACACUUUGGCAGAGCCACGAGUUGCUGCCCGGGAGGGCUGAAAAAAAACGAUUUAUAUGUUGACCAAUCAGCCACGUUUCCUGGCGUGUGCAAUAGAUUGUACAGCUGUCGAGUCUUUUCACACAAUGAUGUUGCAAAAACUGUAAUUUUACAUUGGCUUAGUUGCAGUAAAUAUAGUACUUAACGGAGAAACUGGUACAUAGCUGGACCAAAAUGGGCAAACAAGAAAAAACUGACUGAUCUAUUUCUGAGACAUUCAUUGUCUAUGAGGAAAUAGAAGCUGAUGAUACUGCAGUUUUUGAUUUGUCCAGUUGAAUAGCUUGUAAAACAACAAUGUAAUGUGGAACCUACCAAGAGCAUGAUCCAUUCCUGUAUUUUUUUUUCACAAAAGUAAUGUUUAUAAUUUUUUUCUUUCAAAUUGUAAACUAUUUGUGUUUUGUGUGAGGAAUUAAAUAAAGGUCAAAUCUGACAUUUUUAGUAUGAAGUCUGGUGUUGCAAAAAAAGGGUAAAUUAGAACUGUUACAUGUGAAAUAGUUCCGAUGUUAAGUGCCUGGCUCUGAAUCAGAAGGUACAGAAUUUGAGUCCCAGGAAUCUCUUGUCAGUUUGAUUCAUCUGUCCAGAACAAAUGAAGCCAUUGGAUGAAACAAUAAGUGAGCUUGGCCACAGUGCUGGGGAAGAAAUAGGCCCCUUUAUCCUUGGGCUGUACCAAUGGCAGCAUCUGAUAGCAAAUGACAGUUGUAACAAAACCAAUAAUUUGGAGUCUCACGGCUUUGGAGGUGAAAGGUGCAAGAAACUGGGGACAGGGGGUGCUGGCCGAAGUCUUUUACUAAAGCAACGGAUGACACCUAGUCAGAAUUGUAAAACUUCUGCCUGGAGAAUCCAUGGCUGAUUAAUUGGGAAGCAGCAGAAAAUGUUUAUUUUCCUCCUUUUUAAUACUUGUCAUUGCCCCCUCAAAAGAACUGGGUCCGAUCAUUAGCAAAUGUUUCUGCACUCUUAAAUAAUUUGCAAAUUCAACAGAAUAGCCAUCUACAAAACCUAAGUCACACACAGGAGUCUCUAAUUCAAAACAAGGGACUUAAAUGAUGUGAGCAUUUUAAAUGGCCAAUUAAUGAUUCUGCGUUUUGUAAAAAGCUGCAGUGAAUCAGGAAAGCACCAAUGUGUAUGUUGCAUGUGUAAAGGUCAUCCACCUACAGAAUUCCUUUUAAUUGUUAAAAUGUUCACUUUUGAAAAUGUUGACCUUUAAAGUGGUACUACAUAAUCUGUUUUUAAACAUAAUACGCCAAAUAGUUUUACAUGGAGGGAUGAACUUUCAUUAAGUCAUGGAAGUGGUUAGAUCCUGCUGUUUGACAUGUCAUUGGCAAAUGCUCAUCUUUGAAUUUGUUUCGUGUAUUCUGUGACUUAUCACAUUUUACCCUGGUUUUGUAAAACAACUGCUUUAGGCCAUAUUCAUGGCAGACAUUUUUGUGGUAAUAAAAAGCAAUGUCUGGUUUAAAGUCCAAUUAAAGAACAGAAUAAUGAUUUAAGAAUGACUUUUUAGGAGGAAUCUCACUUAAUUAUAUAUUUGAAAGGAUUACGUAGCAUGUCAAUUUUUUGACAGUGCAGUACCUGUGCCAUUAAAACUGCUAUUUCCAAGUGAGGAUGUAAUUAAAUUUGACUAACUACAAAGCUUAAUUUCUAUCUGCUCCUCUGUCCCAGGUAUCCUGACUGCUGUAGAUUAUGAUCAUACAAGACAAAUUGUAGUUAUAAUAUGUAUUAUUCUAGCCAAGGCAUUGCAAUUUGUAGCAUCAAAUAUCAAAUAAAACUUCAAAUCACUUUCAAUUUAAAUUAAA
Molecule: messenger RNA, 9565 nt
Organism: Stegostoma tigrinum
Lineage: Eukaryota; Metazoa; Chordata; Chondrichthyes; Orectolobiformes; Stegostomatidae
Gene: fasn
Product: fatty acid synthase
Exons: 43
Coding region: 218-7777 (2519 amino acids)
Biological process (GO): fatty acid biosynthetic process
Cellular component (GO): cytoplasm
Molecular function (GO): fatty acid synthase activity; S-adenosylmethionine-dependent methyltransferase activity; phosphopantetheine binding
Source: RefSeq, a predicted model, not a curated record